Xylaria bambusicola is the source of this 1677-nucleotide messenger RNA. RefSeq lists its product as uncharacterized. The coding region runs from base 476 to 1435 and encodes 319 amino acids. Gene Ontology annotation, molecular function: oxidoreductase activity. The record is from RefSeq and is a predicted model, not a curated record. The transcript is spliced from 2 exons. Lineage: Eukaryota; Fungi; Ascomycota; Sordariomycetes; Xylariales; Xylariaceae.
GACAAUGACAUGUUAGUACCAAAUAAAUAUCACGCGCCUAAAUAUGUAUUGGUAGAGCAUCUCUUCUUGAUGCCGAACUACGGCUUCCCAUGUGGGACGCCCGUUUGAAAGUGUCAAAUACUGCUUCGCUGUUUCAACCGGCUACGUGACACUAGCCUAGAUAACACCUAGCGAGAAAAGGGAGCAAAGGGCGCGCCUUUGGACACGCAAGAUAAUACAUGCUGGUAUGCUGCUGGCUUCGAUGCUGGCCAACUUUGACGUCGAUGGAGAUGCUGUGCUUCAACCCGCAGUGUAACACCAAGUAUGGGUGCAUUUACUUAAGAUGGCGCAAUUACCUCAGCUCAUGUUCCCCUCAAUUUGUUUUGCUUCGUUCUACUGACGUAGCAUCUUAAUAAUCUACAGCUACUUACUACACUCGGCAUAUAAUUAAUUGUCAGGCUUCGGCAAGUCAUCACGGGACAGAAUCAGAAUCGCCAUGGCUUCCUUGCCGUUUUCCAUACUCAUCUUCGGCGGCACGGGUGCCAUCGGCAAGCACAUCACCAGCGCCAUCCUGUCGGCAAAAGCUUCCUCUGGACACAGCAUAUCCAUCUUCACAUCGGAGAGCACCGCUUCCAACCCCGACAAGCAGCCACUGUUAUCUACAUGGAAGUCGCAGGGUUUGCGCAUCAUCACGGGGGACAUCAGCGAUGCCGACGAUGUGACGCGCGCAUAUGAGGGUGUAGACGUGGUGGUGUCUUGUCUUGGGCGCAACUCGUUACUCGCCCAGACCGACCUCAUCAAGCUCGCGGAGAACAGCGCGACUGUGCAGUGGUUUUUCCCCAGCGAGUACGGCACGGAUAUCGAGUACGACGCCUCCAGCAAGGACGAGAAGCCUCACCAGAACAAGCUCAAGGUGCGCGAGUUCAUCCGGAAUGAGAUACACAGGGUGCAGUGCACGUAUCUGGUGACGGGUCCUUAUAUCGACAUGUAUCUAAGCCUCGUGCCAGGCGUCGAGGCCAUCGGUGGGUACGACGUGGGAUCCAGGAAAGCCGUCGUUGUGAACAGUGGCGACGACGCUGUCGGAUUCACAAGCAUGCCCGACGUCGGAAAACUAGUGGUAGCAGCACUGCGCAACCCAUCCGAGGCAAAAGGCAAGGCUCUGAAGGUGCAGUCAUUCGUGACGACGCCCAUGGAGAUCGUGCGGGAAUUCGAGAAACAGACAGGCGUGGAGUGGACUACAAGCUACACGCCAAUUCAGGAAGUACGCGAUCUGGAGAAGCAGCUGUGGGAGAAGAGCAGCCCGUUAGCGGCGUUGGCGACACUGAGGCGCAUUUGGGCCGAGGGACGCACUCUGUACGAGCAGACUGACAAUAAGAAGCUAGGACUUGGGCCUGGGGAUAUGGAGACACUGAGCGACGUCGUUGGCAGGGCGGUCGGUGCAGCGUCGAAACUAUAAGAAAUAAGUUGAAUAUAAGUUGAAUAUCAUAUUGAAUAUCAUAUUGAAGUACGGAUGAUACUUGUGGCUGGCAUCACCUCGAGAAGCUGAAGUUGGCUAAUAUGGUUACCUAGGUAUACCUUGGCAGGUAUACAGACAGCAUACCUACCUAUCUAGGUAUCUAUCAAUUGACGAGUUUGAAUUAACUACAUGAAAGUGAGAUAUUAAGAAUCAUGCAUCUCUGCCCCCUGACGGGAGUUGUG